GUGAGACCCUCGUGCUCAGACUUCUUCACGGUCAGAAGAUCAAGCAAAGGUGCGGAAGGACUUUCCCAUUUCACUUGUCCAUACACUGAGAUGUCUAAUGGCCUCCAGCUCAGGGCUGCCCAUGUGAGAAGAGAAUCUGAGAAGAGAAGGGCAGACACUUAAAGAGAGAGAAGAGUUUCCCACAGAGCAUGGCCUCUUUCAAAGAAGAUGGUGUGGAUGAAAGAACGGUGGACAUUAAAGAAGAGGAGUGCGAGCGGCUCACACCAGAGGAUGUGUGUGUGAAGCUGGAGGAUCACGAAGAAAGAAUUUCAGUUUUUAAAGAGGAAGAGGAGUGCAAGGGGGUGACUGCUGCCAUUAAAGCUGAGGAUCUGAAUGAUUUCUCCAUUGGUCGUGAACUUCAAAAACAUGAAACUGAGGAUAUUUUCAAGCAAGAGGCCUGUGAAGAAUCUCCAUCUAGUUUACAGCCCUGGUCCACUAAUACGGGACGACUGGCUACACAGGAGAAUUCUGCAGAGCUGAAGUCAGAGUUAUCAGAGUCUGAAGAGAAAAUCACAGAGGGAAAUGGGAGAGAAGGAAAAGAGUCACCUGGGAGUGUUGGAAUAAGUUUACAGAAGAAUGUCCGCUUCUCUCCACCUUCAUUUUGUCAGCCCUCUCCUCAAUACAAAAAUAAAGGUGCAAGAAAAAACCUCAUUGUUGUCCUAAAUGUGGUUAAUGCUUUUCAGACAGCAGUGGCCUUCAUAGUCAUGAAUGACUGGCCUACUUGUGGUAAGCCUCUUAGCUGUUCUGAAUGUUGA
Messenger RNA from Polypterus senegalus (gray bichir), 794 nucleotides. RefSeq lists its product as uncharacterized. The record is from RefSeq and is a predicted model, not a curated record. Bases 189 to 794 code for a protein of 201 amino acids. The transcript is spliced from 4 exons. Lineage: Eukaryota; Metazoa; Chordata; Cladistia; Polypteriformes; Polypteridae.